Dujonia railenensis is the source of this 429-nucleotide messenger RNA. The record is from the annotation of a GenBank genome assembly. Lineage: Eukaryota; Fungi; Ascomycota; Pichiomycetes; Serinales; Debaryomycetaceae.
AUGGCUGAGACUACUGACAAAAAGAAGAGAGUCUUCAAGACCUUCUCAUUCAAGGGUGUUGAUUUAAAGGAACUUGUUACCUUAGACACUGAAGAUUUCGCUAAAUUAUGUGGUGCUAGAGUCAGAAGAAGAUUCUCCAGAGGUUUAGACUCUAAGCCAAUGGGUUUAAUCAAGAAGUUAAGAGCUGCCAAGUUAGCUACUCAACCAAACGAAAAGCCAGCUGUCGUCAAGACCCACUUAAGAAACAUGAUUGUUGUUCCAGAAAUGAUUGGUUCUGUUGUCGGUGUUUACAACGGUAAGGUUUUCAACACUGUUGAAAUCAGACCAGAAAUGGUUGGUCACUACUUAGGUGAAUUCUCCAUCUCUUACACCCCAGUUAGACACGGUAGAGCUGGUAACGCCUCAUCCAGAUUCAUUCCAUUAAAAUAA